AUGUCAUCCACUGAUGAUCAGUCCAUCAACUACUGCGACCCCCACUCGACCUUCUUUGGGUUCAUGGGCAUUGCCGCAGCAGCUGUCUUCUGCAACUUGGGCGCUGCCUACGGUAUGGCUAAGGCUACGGUGGGUAUCUGCUCUAUGGGUGUGAUGCGUCCUGAUCUCGCCAUGAGAGGUAUCAUUCCGUGCGUCAUGGCUAGUAUUCUGGGUAUCUACGGUCUUAUUCUUGGUUUCAUGAUUCAACAAGGAAUGGGUACUCUAACAGAGUACCCCCAAGCGAAAGCAUACGCCCACUUGUCUUGUGGUUUGAUGGUUGGUUUGUCUUCCCUCGCGGCUGGCCUGGCCAUUGGCGUUGUUGGUGAUGCAGGCGUACGUUCAUUUGCACAUCAGCCCCGGUUGUUCGUGGUGAUGAUUCUAAUUCUUAUCUUUGCUGAAGCACUUGCCCUUUUCGGUCUUAUCCUGGCAUUGGUCGUGUCUAUGGUCAACGUCAACAAUGCUUGCGUCCCCUACCACAACUAG
This is a messenger RNA of Gregarina niphandrodes, 522 nucleotides long. RefSeq names its product putative vacuolar ATP synthase 16 kDa proteolipid subunit. NCBI's taxonomy places the organism in Eukaryota, Apicomplexa, Conoidasida, Eugregarinorida, Gregarinidae. Gene Ontology annotation, cellular component: proton-transporting V-type ATPase, V0 domain. Gene Ontology annotation, biological process: proton transmembrane transport. The record is from RefSeq and is a predicted model, not a curated record. The transcript has 3 exons. The coding region runs from base 1 to 522 and encodes 173 amino acids. Gene Ontology annotation, molecular function: proton-transporting ATPase activity, rotational mechanism.